Messenger RNA from Penicillium robsamsonii, 561 nucleotides. Its product is annotated as FAD-dependent oxidoreductase. The transcript is spliced from 2 exons. The record is from RefSeq and is a predicted model, not a curated record. Lineage: Eukaryota; Fungi; Ascomycota; Eurotiomycetes; Eurotiales; Aspergillaceae. The coding region runs from base 1 to 561 and encodes 186 amino acids.
AUGGCUUCCGCAUCAGAUUCUAUUAUUAUUGUCGGCGCUGGUGCCGCUAGCCUCUCGGUAGCACUACAUCUUUCUCUACGAGGCUACACAAAUAUCUCAGUGUUUGCAAAAGAUGAUUAUAUCCCUUUCGGAGAUUUGACAAAUGUAGUCUAUCGCUCAGCACAAGAUGCAGGCGUGCAAUUUUUCUUGGGACAACAAGUCGACCAAAUAGCCUACGUGAGCACAUUGACCGGGAAAAAGAGCGCCGGUAUCCGCACAAGGAAUGGAUUUUAUCCCUCCUCGCUCGUCAUUAUCGAAGCUGGGGCUGGGGAUAAUUCAUCCGAAAUUGGCCAGUUGCAUGGCCCCAACUCCUUGGCCAUACCCCUCUCUUCCUACACCAACACCAGCUCGAAGUCUCUUGUUGAAUACGUCCCACAAACGUCUUUUUCGGUUAUACUGCUGUUGAGAAACCCAGUACAAAGCUCCCAGAUAUCUUUGGUGGGACCGCUGGUCCUAGAUCUCUUGGCGGCAAGGAGUGGUCAACAGUCGGAGAAUUCAUCUCAACCCUUGUCUAAGCUGUGA